This is a messenger RNA of Schistocerca americana (American grasshopper), 839 nucleotides long. RefSeq names its product glycine-rich cell wall structural protein 1.8-like. The coding region runs from base 33 to 839 and encodes 268 amino acids. The transcript is spliced from 4 exons. Lineage: Eukaryota; Metazoa; Arthropoda; Insecta; Orthoptera; Acrididae. The record is from RefSeq and is a predicted model, not a curated record.
UUCUCGUGGGAUCAACCAGCUUAAGCGCCAACAUGAGGACUGUCUUGGUGUGCCUGCUGGCGGUGGUGGCGCUGGUGGCAGCGGAGACCCAGCAACCUACCGCUGACAGUGCCGCGCAGUCGUCGACGACCAAAGAGAAGCGCGGCAUCCUGGGAUUGGGUGGCUACGGGGGCUACGGCCUCGGCAGCUACGGAGGCUACGGCGGCAGCUACGGAGGCUACGGCGGCGGGUACGGCUACGGAGGUGGUCUGGGUUACGGAGGCGGUAUCGGCUACGGAGGCGGUCUCGGUGGCCUGGGAGGCGGUCUCGGAGGCUUCGGAGGAGGCCUGGGAGGAGGUCUGGGAGGAGGCAUCGGCGGCGGUGCCGUCGCGCCGGUCACCGUCACGCGUCCGGUGCCCGUGCCCGUGCCCCAGCCGUACCCCGUCUCGGUGCCCCGACCUGUCCCGGUGCCCCACCCCGUGCCCGUUCCCGUCUCCGUGCCCCGCCCCUACCCGGUAGCCGUCCCGCGUCCCGUGCCCGUCAAGGUCCCCCACCCCGUGCCCGUCUCGGUGCCCCAGCCCGUGCCCGUCACUGUGCCCCAGCCCGUCCCCGUGCCCGUCCCCCAGCCCGUCCCGGUCAGUGUGCCUCAGCCCGUUGCCGUCCCGGUCGCCACCCCUGUCGUCGCUGUAGGUAGCGGCCUGGGAGGAGGAUACGGUGGCGGCCUCGGAGGAGGCUACGGCGGUGGACUGGGAGGCGGUUACGGUGGCGGCCUGUCCCUCGGCGGAGGAUACGGAGGCGGUCUCUACGGCGGGAGGUACGGGGGCUCCAUCGGAUACGGCGGAGGCUACGGCCACUCUUGA